Molecule: messenger RNA, 1958 nt
Organism: Pelmatolapia mariae (spotted tilapia)
Lineage: Eukaryota; Metazoa; Chordata; Actinopteri; Cichliformes; Cichlidae
Gene: hexb
Product: hexosaminidase B (beta polypeptide)
Exons: 14
Coding region: 77-1723 (548 amino acids)
Biological process (GO): ganglioside catabolic process; glycosaminoglycan metabolic process; carbohydrate metabolic process
Cellular component (GO): membrane; lysosome
Molecular function (GO): beta-N-acetylhexosaminidase activity
Source: RefSeq, a predicted model, not a curated record
CCGCCCCUCUCGCAAAAUAAAAGUGCUGCUGUCGCAAGGUCUUGUGACUUGACUGUAACUUGUCAACAAAACAGCAAUGCUGAAGUUCGUGUCGCUGUUGCUGGUCCUUAGCUUCUGCCAGGGCCUGCAGCACAACAAUAUCGACGACUAUGUUGAGGCCGAGCCCGUUUUCGAGGCGUCAAAGUACGGCUCCCUGUGGCCUCUGCCGCAGAAAGUGCAGAUUUCAGAGGUUUCAUUCAAGUUAAGCAGUAGCAGCUUCAGGAUUGUUGAUGCCAAAACGUCGUCCGCUGGACCGAGCUGCAGUCUCCUACAGAGCGCAUACAGGAGGUAUUAUGAGUACAUGUUCGGCAGCGCUAAAAAGCAGUGGUGGAGCAAAAACAGCAGGCGAUCAGAUCCCUCUGAUCUGAUCGAGCUGCAAGUGUGGAUCACAUCACCUGACUCUGAAUGUGACGGAUACCCCAGUGUGACUUCUGACGAGUCAUAUGAACUGACAGUGAGUCAGCCAGUUGCUGUCCUGAAGGCACCUAAGGUCUGGGGAGCUCUGCACGGCCUGGAAACCUUUAGCCAGUUGGUGUUUGAAGAUGAAUAUGGAGCUAAAAGUAUCAAUGCAACAGUAAUCAAUGACUUCCCCAGGUUUAAACACAGAGGCAUCUUACUGGACAGCUCUCGGCACUUCCUUCCCAUUAAAGUCAUUUUGGCCAGUUUGGAAACAAUGGCAAUGAACAAAUUCAAUGUUUUCCACUGGCACAUUGUCGACGAGCAGGCCUUCCCUUACUUAAGCCGAACCUUCCCACAGCUCAGCGAGAAGGGAGCUUACCACCCAUACACCCACGUGUAUACACCAGCCGAUGUGAAGAUGGUAAUCGAGUUUGCUCGUCUAAGAGGCAUUCGUGUCAUACCGGAGUUUGACACUCCAGGACACACACAGUCUUGGGGCAAAGGCCAAAAAGAUCUUCUCACACCCUGUUACUCUGGGUCCAAACCCUCUGGCUCUUUCGGACCAGUGAAUCCCAUCCUGAACACCACGUAUGAAUUCAUGACUCAGUUCUUCACGGAGAUCAGCACCGUGUUCCCUGAUGGCUACGUUCACCUGGGAGGUGAUGAGGUGGACUUCACAUGCUGGAAGUCCAACCCAGACAUUCAGAAGUUCAUGGAGCAGCAACAUUUUGGAGAAGACUACAGCAAACUGGAAUCAUUCUACAUCCAAAAACUCUUGGAUAUUGUGACCUCUAACAAGAAGGGCUACCUGAUCUGGCAGGAGGUCUUUGACAAUGGUGUUAAGCUGAAAGCAGACACACUAAUCCACGUUUGGAAGGGAAACCAGGAACAAUACCAGAAUGAGAUGGCAAGCGUUACUGCAUCAGGGUACCAGACCCUGCUGUCCACUCCCUGGUACCUGAACCGUAUCUCCUACGGGCAGGACUGGCAGGGCUUUUACAAGGCCGACCCACAGGACUUUAAGGGAACUGAUGAGCAGAAAAAGCUGGUGAUUGGUGGAGAGGCCUGCUUGUGGGGAGAGUAUGUGGACGCUACAAACCUCACACCCAGACUUUGGCCUCGUGCCAGUGCCGUGGCAGAGCGGCUGUGGAGCGCCAAAAACGUGACCGACAUCGGCGAUGCCUUCAACAGACUGUCGCUGCACCGCUGCCGUAUGGUAGAGCGCGGCAUCCCAGCUGAGCCGCUGUUUUCCAGCUACUGUCCACAUGAGUACAAGGGUGUCUGAAAAUGAAGACCAGACACAGCAAAUGAAAUGGGGAAAUGGAAAGGGAAGAAAUUCAUAUUCUUUUGACUAUUCUUCAACUAUAUGAAACUAAAAUGCUGAACUGCCUAGAUCACUGUACCGAUGAGCUCUGAAACACAUCGUCCUUUUUUUAGAUUUGCUCCACAGAACUUUUAAAUCACAUUUAAUGUCAAGGGUGUUACUGUUAUGAUUGCACUUUUUUUAUGAAUGUUUCUAG